This is a messenger RNA of Alternaria atra, 963 nucleotides long. RefSeq lists its product as uncharacterized. Lineage: Eukaryota; Fungi; Ascomycota; Dothideomycetes; Pleosporales; Pleosporaceae. The record is from RefSeq and is a predicted model, not a curated record. Bases 1 to 963 code for a protein of 320 amino acids. The transcript has a single exon.
AUGAAGUAUCUUUUCAACUUCUCAACCCUCAUAGCCUCGGCGCUUGCGGUGGAUGUUUCGACAGUGUACCAGUUUCCCAAUGGGACAUGGCUUGAAAACAUUGCUGCGAUGCGCAACGGCUCCCUCCUCGUAACUACUCUCGGUACUGGCCAGGUUCACAUCGUUCACCCCCAGACCUCACCCGUAACAUUCUCCACCAUCGCCACUUUCCCGAAUGCAACAGGCGCGUUUGGUAUCACCGAGUAUCAGAAGGACGUCUUUGCCGUGGUAGUUGCGAAAUCCGCACCCGAAAACCCGCCGACCUUACAGAGCUCUUGGUUAUGGAAACUUGAUAUGAGCCAUAAGAACGAGGGAGCAAGAGUCAGCAUGGUGGCGGAGCUACAUGAUGUGGCUAUGCCUAAUGGCAUGACGACUCUUGAUCAUGGCACGUUGCUAUUGGCAGACUCGUACUAUGGAAACAUUGCUGCAGUUAAUACCACGACUGGGAGAACAGAAGUCGUUCUCGAAGACCCAAGCUUAGCAGCCAAUCUUUCUGCGCCUGGAAUACAGCUAGGUGCCAACGGGAUCAAGGUUCACGAUGGAUAUGUAUACUACACCAACACUGCGCAGAAUCUCGCUGGCCGUGUUCGUGUUCAUCCAUCUACUGGCAAGCCCAACGGCUUUUUCGAAACUGCGCGCGAUUCGACUCUCACUGGCCCAGAUGAUAUCUCAAUAGCAAAGGAUGGCAGUAUAUACGUCUCUGAACCUUUGGCGGCACCGCAGGGCGACAAAAUUCAGCACAUUACAGUCGAUGGCAAGGUUACCACUAUUGCCGAAGGUGGACUGGUAGCAGGCUCGACGGCGUCAGCAUUUGGAAGAACAAAGAAAGAUAACGGUACCCUUUAUCUGACUACUAUGGGUGGAUUUGGAGCGAAUGGACUGCCCAAGGCAGGUGGGAGGAUCGUCGCAUUGAAGUUGGAAUAG